UGUCGCGAGGGGCGCGGGGAUCGAUGCAGGGCGGGCAGUCGCGUGCGAGCCUGCUUCACGUGCUGCAACUGAGUUCCUGACGUGGUCACCGGAGGCACAGACGUCCAGAAUGACACAGCUCAGGUUAGAGAAGUGAAACUGCGCAGAUGAUUUCAAACCUCUCCGCGCCUGGCGUGACUACGUGCUGGCAGACUCGCUCGUGUGUGCGCGCGAGGUGGUGAUCGAUAGGCCCCCAUGGAGCUGGAGGCGGCCGCCGCCGCGGGGGCGGGCCCGGAGGCGGCUGGCGGCGAGAGGGCGGCCUGGAGCAACAAACUGCAGUUCUUCCUCAGCAUCAUCGGCUACUCCGUGGGGCUGGGCAACAUCUGGAGGUUCCCCUACCUCUGCCAGCAGAACGGCGGUGGCGCGUUCCUGAUCCCCUUCGCGGUGAUGCUGGUGCUGGAGGGCGUGCCGCUGUUCCUGAUCGAGCUGGGCAUCGGGCAGCGCCUGCGCCUGAGCUCGCUCGGCGUGUGGAGCGCCGUGCACCCCUGGCUGGGAGGCAUCGGGGUCACCAGCUGCAUCGUCACCCUCUUCGUGGCGCUCUACUACAACGUCAUCAUCGCCUGGUGCUUCUUCUACCUCUUCCAGUCCUUCCAGAGCCCGCUGCCCUGGGCCAGCUGUCCCCGGGCCAACGGCAGCGAGGUGGCCGAGUGCGCGCGCUCCUCCGAGACGGCCUACUUCUGGUACCGCGUCACGCUGGACGCGUCGCCCUCCAUGGACCACAGCGGCGGCCUCAAGUGGUGGGUCGUGGCGCUGCUGCUGCUGGCCUGGGUCGUCGUCUACCUCAUCGUCAUGAAGGGCAUCCAGUCGUCGGGCAAGGUGGUGUACAUCACGUCGUUGUUUCCUUACGUCGUGCUCACCAUAUUCUUCAUCAGGGGCAUGACGCUGAAAGGCGCCGGUGCAGGCUUGACACACAUGUACACGCCCAAGGUUGAGAAACUCCUUAAUCCGCAAGUGUGGCUGGACGCGGCGACCCAAGUGUUUUACUCGUUUGGGCUAGCGUUCGGGUCCCUGAUCGCUUUCGGCAGCUAUAACCCGCCGACAAACAACUGCGUGAGGGACGUGCUUCUCGUCUCCGUCACGAAUGCCUUCACGGCCAUUUACGCCAGUGUCGUGGUCUUUUCUAUUUUGGGCUUCAAAGCGACGACGAUUUUCGACAAGUGCGUUCUCAGUAACAAGAAACUUCUCGUUGAACAUGGUUACAUCCAUGAUAUGAAUAUAAGUUCCGGAGAAUAUGACAGCAUUGUUGCCAACACAACCGCGCUGGACGAUGUGUUGAAGUACUCCCUGCAAAACUGCAGCUUGACCCAGCAGCUAGAUCAGGCGGCAGAGGGCACGGGGCUCGCCUUCAUCGUGUUCACGCAGGCCAUCGUGGAGCUGCCCGGGUCGCCCUUCUGGGCCGUCAUCUUCUUCCUGAUGCUGCUGUCCCUGGGGCUGGGCUCGCAGAUCGGCAUCAUCGAGGGCCUGCUGUGCACCUUGUUCGACGCGCGCCUGCUCAAGGCGGUUCCCAAGCCGCUGCUCACAGGCGCGGUGUGCCUAGCCUGCUUCCUGGCGGGGCUGGUAUUCUGCAGCGGCGCCGGCGAGUACUGGCUCACGCUGUUCGACUCGUUCGCCGGCACCAUCGGCCUGGCGCUGGUGGCCUUCCUGGAGACCGUGGCCGUCAUGUACGUGUACGGCCACCGCAGAUUCACGCAGGACAUUGAGGACAUGACGGGCUACCGGCCGGGACUGUACUGGCAGGUGAUGUGGAGGCUGCUGGGGCCCCUGGUCAUGUUCGUGAUCCUGGCCUCGUCCGUCUUCUACAUGCUCACCAACAAGCCCGCCUACAAGGCCUGGGACAAGGACAAGGGGGAGGCGGUGUGGACGCCCUACCCGGACUGGGUGAUGGCCAUUGCUGUCGCCAUGGUGACUGCGGGCGUGCUGCCCAUCCUGGUGGUGUUCCUGCUGCGCCGCUUCCAGUGCCUCUCGCUCGACGUGAACAUCCACCAGGGCUCCAUCAGGCGCAUCGACACCACCGUCUCCACCAAGCAGAUGAUGGCGGAUGUCGACGUGAGUACACGGUCCACCACAGUCCUCGCGCCCCUUCGCUGA
Bacillus rossius redtenbacheri is the source of this 2127-nucleotide messenger RNA. RefSeq names its product sodium- and chloride-dependent transporter XTRP3. Gene Ontology annotation, biological process: sodium ion transmembrane transport. The transcript is spliced from 10 exons. Gene Ontology annotation, cellular component: plasma membrane. Bases 235 to 2127 code for a protein of 630 amino acids. The record is from RefSeq and is a predicted model, not a curated record. NCBI's taxonomy places the organism in Eukaryota, Metazoa, Arthropoda, Insecta, Phasmatodea, Bacillidae.